AUGGUCCACGUCGACCACAAGACCGUGCUGAUCGUUAUUGACGGCUGGGGAAUCCCCAGCGAGUCGUCGCCCAAGGAUGGAGAUGCCAUUGCCGCGGCCGAGACUCCUUUCAUGGACGCCUUUCAGAAGAACACUGACGGAUUCACUGAGCUGGAGGCUUCCUCGCUGGCUGUUGGGCUCCCCGAGGGCUUGAUGGGCAACUCGGAGGUCGGCCACUUGAAUAUUGGCGCUGGUAGGGUCGUGUGGCAGGAUGUUGUUCGUAUCGACCAGACGAUCAAGAAAAACGAGUUGAACAAGAAUGAGGUUAUCAUGAAGGCUUUCAAUGCGGCGAAGGAGGGCAAUGGGCGUCUUCACUUGGCUGGCUUGAUCUCGGACGGUGGUGUUCACGCCAAACAAGACCAUCUCUACGCUCUUUUGAAGCUUGCCAAGGAGAUCGGCAUCCCUCAUGUCUACAUCCAUUUCUUUGGUGAUGGACGAGACACAGACCCAAAGUCUGGUGCUGGAUACAUGCAAGGGCUCUUGGACAAGAUCAAGGAGAUUGGGAUUGGUGAAGUUGCGACUGUUGUCGGUAGAUACUACGCCAUGGACCGUGAUAAGCGUUGGGACAGAGUUGAGGUUGCCCUCAAUGCUCUUUGUGUUGGUGACGGAGAGACCAGCACAGACCCAGUCGAGGCUAUCAAGGGGAGAUACGAGAAAGGAGAGAACGACGAGUUCUUGAAGCCAAUUAUUCUUGGCGGCAAGGAGGCUCGUAUUGGAGAGGGUGACCAAGUCUUUUUCUUCAACUACCGGUCUGAUCGUGUCCGAGAGAUCACCCAGCUGCUCGGAGACUACGACCGUUCGCCAUUGGAGGACUUCGCUUACCCUAAGAACAUCACUUUAACCACCAUGACCCAAUACAAACUCGACUACCCAUUCCAAAUUGCCUUCAAGCCCCAACACAUGGGUAACGUCCUCGCCGAGACCCUCGGUAGCCAAGGUGUGAAGCAAGUCCACGUUGCUGAAACUGAGAAGUAUGCCCACGUUACCUUCUUCUUCAACGGCGGUGUCGAGAAAGUGUUCCCUCUCGAGACCAGAGACGAGUCCCAAGAUCUCGUCCCAUCUAAUAAGAGCGUUGCCACUUACGACAAGGCUCCUGAGAUGAGUGCCGCCGGUGUCGCUAAGCAGAUGAGUAAGCGCAUAAAGGAGGGCCAGUUCGAGUUCAUCAUGAACAACUUCGCUCCUCCCGAUAUGGUUGGCCAUACCGGUGACUAUGAAGCUGCCAUCAUCGGUGUCGCAGCUACCGACAAGGCUAUUGGAGCCAUCUACGAGACCUGCAAGGAAGAAGGCUAUAUCUUGUUUAUCACUUCUGAUCACGGUAACGCCGAAGAAAUGAAGUUUGAAGACGGCAAGCCCAAGACCUCCCACACAACCAACAAAGUCCCCUUCAUCAUGGCCAAUGCCCCCAAGGGCUGGAGCUUAAAAAAGAACGAUGGCGUGCUCGGCGACGUCGCGCCUACUAUUCUAGAGGCUAUGGGCUUGAAGCAACCCGAGGAGAUGACUGGUCAUAGUCUUCUUAUUAAGAGUUAG
Messenger RNA from Drepanopeziza brunnea f. sp. 'multigermtubi' MB_m1, 1566 nucleotides. RefSeq lists its product as uncharacterized. Gene Ontology annotation, molecular function: manganese ion binding. Gene Ontology annotation, cellular component: cytoplasm. The record is from RefSeq and is a predicted model, not a curated record. NCBI's taxonomy places the organism in Eukaryota, Fungi, Ascomycota, Leotiomycetes, Helotiales, Drepanopezizaceae. Gene Ontology annotation, biological process: glucose catabolic process.